AGACUCGCACGGCAUAUUAGUCUCUCCCCUCCAAAUUCUUUGAAGGUCUCUCCUCUCACCUCCCUCCCUUUGCCACAAAAAAGCGAGAGUAUAAAACUCCUGAUUUACUACUCGUUCCCCCAAUCCGCUUCCCUACGCCGGUUUAGAAAUCUAUCUAUUGGGUCAAUUAUUCUUUAUCGCUACAGUGCCCGCUCUCCUUCAUCCCCCGUCAUGGCAGACGAAGAGGAUUUCCCCUCAUCGAGUGAUCUGGAGGAGCCGGAGGACGGUGAUUUCUAUCUGAGCGAUCAUGAGGAUGACAUCGCGGAGAACGUCCUCCAGGACCUCGAGGAUGGUCGACAGGAGGAUUGUAAUUGGUCCGUCUCGUCGGUUAUCACAAAGGAGUCCCUUUUGGCAGCACAGAAGGAAGACCUGAGAAAGAUAAUGGAGCUAUUAGCUCUGAGUGAACAGCAUGCCCGGACUUUGCUUAUUUAUUAUCGUUGGGAUGUGGAGAGGAUUUUUGAGUUGCUUGAGCAGAAGGGGAAGGACAAGUUAUUUACAGAGGCAGGGUUAACAAUGAGUGAGAAUAAAGUCAUCGACUUGUCAAGCUACUCGGACUCAUUUACAUGUAGUAUCUGCUUUGAGGAUGUGCCCCCUGUUGCAAUUACAGAGAUGGAUUGCGGACACUGUUAUUGCAAUAACUGUUGGACAGGAUAUUUUGUUGUUAAAAUAAAUGAUGGUCAAAGCCGCCGAAUUAGUUGCAUGACUCCAAAAUGUAAUGCAGUUUGUGAUGAAGCUAUUGUAAGGAGUUUAGUUAGUGCAAGGCAUCCAGAUAUUGCAGAUCGGUUUGAGAGGUUCUUACUUGAGUCGUACAUUGAAGAUAAUAAUAAAGUUAAGUGGUGCCCCAGUGUGCCCCAUUGUGGAAAUGCUAUACGUGUGUUGGGUGAUAUUUACUGUGAAGUGGAGUGUACCUGUGGAAUGCAAUUCUGUUUCAGCUGCUUAUCAGAAGCUCAUUCUCCAUGUUCUUGCAUAAUGUGGGAGCAUUGGACAAAGAAAUGUCACGAUGAAUCGGAAACGGUGAAUUGGAUCACUGUUAACACAAAACCUUGCCCCAAAUGCCACAAGCCUGUUGAGAAGAAUGGCGGAUGCAACCUAGUUGCUUGUAUAUGCGGUCAAGCAUUUUGCUGGUUAUGUGGUGGUGCCACUGGACGUGAUCACACUUGGUCAACUAUUACUGGUCAUAGCUGUGGACGUUUCAAAGAAGACAAGACAAAACUAAUAGAAUGUGCAAGGCGUGAUUUAUAUAGGUACAUGCAUUAUCACAAUCGAUACAAGGCCCACACAGAUUCUCUUAAACAGGAAAGCAAUUUGAAGGAAACCAUUCAAGGCAAAAUAGCUAUAUCUGAGAAUAAGGAAUCUAGAAUUAAAGAUUACAGUUGGGUAAUCAAUGGUUUGAACCGUCUCUUCAGAUCAAGGCGCGUUCUAUCGUAUUCUUAUCCAUUUGCUUUUUAUAUGUUUGGAGAUGAACUCUUCAAGGAUGAGAUGACUUCACAGGAGAGGGACUUGAAGCAGAACUUGUUUGAGGACCAGCAACAACAACUAGAAUCAAAUGUAGAAAAACUAUCUAUGUUUUUAGAGAAGGACUUUCAAGAUUUUUCGGAUGAAGAGGUUAUGGAGAAUAUGAAGCAUGUCAUCAAUCUGUCAUCCGUUAUAGAUAGACUAUGCAAGCAAAUGUAUCAAUGCAUAGAAAAUGAUUUGUUGUAUCCCCUACAAAGGGCAACUCACAAUAUUGCCCCUUACAAAUCAAAGGGCCCCGAGAAGGCUUCAGAACUCCCACAAUGUUUGGCUUCUAACCAGGCAAGAAAUACGAAGUCUAAUAAGAUGGAUGUACUUCCUCACCAUGUGCCGGCAGUUAGUGCGAGUGGAACCACUCUGUCAGCGAAGCGAACUCGGCAGUUUCAUGCGGCUUCAAGUUCGGAUGAGACCGGCUCCUCUAGAAAGCGUAGCAAGAAUGAGUCUAUAGGAGCUGCACCUCUUUUUGAUCUAAACAUGCCUGCGGAGGUUGUCGACAAGAUUUAAAAGAGUUGCAUGGUCAAAGCUCUUCCAAUCCGUUUUAAAAUGUACAGCAUUAAUUGGGGCGUUUCUUAAUGAAAUAUUAUUAUUUUUAUCCUUUUUUUUUUUAAAUUUUAGGGUUCAAGGAUGAACAUAAAGUUCUGUCGGGUACAUCAAAUAGGUAGAAUAAGUAAUGUUUAGUUAACUAAUGUUGUCAAACUUGCCAUACGCAUUUGUAUCUACAUAUAUGAAAGUGAAGGCCAUUUUGAUUUCAACUCAUUUAA
Molecule: messenger RNA, 2312 nt
Organism: Phalaenopsis equestris
Lineage: Eukaryota; Viridiplantae; Streptophyta; Magnoliopsida; Asparagales; Orchidaceae
Product: probable E3 ubiquitin-protein ligase ARI2
Exons: 7
Coding region: 211-2055 (614 amino acids)
Biological process (GO): positive regulation of proteasomal ubiquitin-dependent protein catabolic process; protein polyubiquitination; ubiquitin-dependent protein catabolic process
Cellular component (GO): ubiquitin ligase complex; cytoplasm
Molecular function (GO): ubiquitin protein ligase activity; ubiquitin conjugating enzyme binding; zinc ion binding
Source: RefSeq, a predicted model, not a curated record